Molecule: messenger RNA, 1687 nt
Organism: Strigops habroptila (Kakapo)
Lineage: Eukaryota; Metazoa; Chordata; Aves; Psittaciformes; Psittacidae
Product: RAD52 motif-containing protein 1-like
Exons: 7
Coding region: 13-843 (276 amino acids)
Cellular component (GO): nucleolus
Molecular function (GO): RNA binding
Source: RefSeq, a predicted model, not a curated record
CCGGGCCCCGGCAUGGCGGAGGUGGUGGACUUCCGGGUGCUCUCGGGGAGCGACCAGACGCUGCUGGUUUGGGGGUUGGAGCCGGAGCCGGGGCUGGAGCAUUCCCUGUUUUCAGCGUUUUCCAGGUUUGGACCGCUCUACUCUGUGCGGGCGCACAGGAAUGCUGCUGUGGCAGGGCCUGGUUAUUGCGCUGUUAUCAAGUUUUAUUCAGCUGGAGAUGCCAGCAGAGCCCAGCGCACAUGCAAUGGGCAAAGGCUGUUUCAGAAGUCUCCCUUGAAGGUUUGUGUUUGCACCAAGCAGAAGGGGUUUCAGCACCAAGUCCUCGCUCUCAGCAGCAACAAGUGCCAGGAGUUGGCCAACCACUACCUUGGCUUUAACGGCUGGUCCAGUCGCAUCAUCACAAUGAAUUAUCUGUGGCCUUCCCAACAGCUGCAGAAUGUAUCUGGCUUUGGUGGUGAGGAUGAGGAAGUGGGAAGGACGUUAGAGAAGCAAUCUGUGAAAUACCUGUGUGCUGUGGAGCUGACGCUGCCCAAACAUGGGGUGUGCACCAGAGGAGUUGCCCUUGCCGAGGCAGACGUAGAGAACAGUGCAGAUCCUCUCGAGUUGCUCACAGCAACAAGAAGAGUUCAGAAACUCGCAGCUGGGAGAGCUUUGUCUAGUGCCUUUCAGAAGAUACUCCUUGUUGUCUUAGAGAAUGGGAAAGUGGCUGUGGAGUACAAUUCCUCCCAGGAGGAGCCCACAGACUCCUUAACAGAAGAGGAGCUGAAGGGGCUUGUGCAGGUAACUGAGGGAUCCGUUUGCAUGCACCAAACAGAAAUGCCCCAGUACAACAGCAAAACUUGAGUCAUCGUGCCCAGUGAGGUGAGUUCUGUGUGCCAGCCGCUGCACACAGGCAGGCAUGAGCAGAGGAGCUGCAUCUUGCUUAGUCUGAAAAAGACCGCUGCUUACCAGGGGAGAUCACUGACAUGAUGGUCUUUGGACAAAAAGCAUCACUCUCACAUGGUGCAUCCACACGCCCUGUGAGCAUGGAUGGAAGUGUCUAAGGAACCUUGUGACACGUUACUCUAUUUGGUGACGCUGAGUCACCUAGGAUCCAUGGGCAAAGCUAUUUUCCUCCCUGUAGUAAAACAGGAGGAUUUUGUUCUGUGAAGUAACUAAUGUCCAUCAGAUUAUUUUUUUUUAAGCAGUUGAGAAGAUGAAAUUCCUGCUGGUUUGUUCUCUCUGCGUUUUCCUCUGUACAGCCCCUUCUAUCUUACCUCUCUGAAACCCACAGAGAGCUGACCUCACAUGUGCUGACCAUAGGAGAAGCGAGCAGGGAAGUUAAACAGAAAGCCUGCUGCUUCUCAAACCUCUCUUUUACCACAAGAGCCAUCCCUCUCCUCCCCUGCUGUCUCACUUCCCUUGUGAUGGUGUGUGGGAGGUAAUUCCAACAUGCUCUCUCCACGAGGCACCUUCCAGCCUGAUAGGGAGAGGAACAGACAAGAAUUCAGAAGGACUUGCUUGGGUGGAGAGCUACUGGGUGUCCUCUUGGCUCAUUGCCUUGUGAUCUCAGUCAGUUAUUCUGAAACAGGAAUGUUCCUGAGUUGGUAAAUUCUGGAGAGGCUGCCUCAAAAAUACCCUGUUUGCAGGUGCAGAGAGGUGAAGCUUAAAUAUAUUAUAGAGCAAGAAAUUUACUCUGGAUUUCUCU